AUGGCAUUCGUGAGUUCAGGGGAAAAUGAAAAUUCUGUGACAUUAUAUCUUAAAUAUAGACAAGAAUUUAAUGCUGUUUUAUCAGAUAUUAGGAAUGAUCACAGAUAAGGCGGUGAAAAUCCUGGAAUAAAAUGUAAUAAAAUUGCGCAAGGUGAUUUUAUUGAACCAUGCCAAAAUAUUGGUAGAUAUUUAAUUGAAAUAAAGGAACUUCAUAAAUCUGAUAACCUGGGUCGUUGUAAUUACUUGAAUUAUAGGAUAAAUUCAGAUGUAAAUUAUAGUAAGAAUCCCGGCUGGUUUGAGAAGUAUAAUAUUUUCUCUUCCCAAUUAGAUAAUAUAUGUGAGAAUUAUAUAAAAAAAAUUGAACCUGAUAUUUUGGAGAAACUUAAAGGAUUAUACAGUUUAUACGAAGAUUUUAACAGUUUUAAAGUUCAAAAUAAUCAAAUCAAAGGUGGUAGUUGUGAUAAAAUUAAAGAUUGUCAUAAAUUUUAUGUUGAUAAUUACAAGGAUUGCGUAGGAAAAGAAAGAAACCCUUUUUGCAAAGAGUUAAACAAUUUUAAGAAAGCAUAUGAAAAUAAAAUGCGAGAUGUAACUGCUUGUGUUAAUGUACCACAAUUCUUACCACCUGAAAAAAAGGAUUACGUAUUUGUUUCCAGUUUGACAACAGCUAUCGUAUUACUAGCAACUUUCACUUUAUUUAUUUUAUAUAAGUUUACUCCAAUGAAAUCGUGGUUAUAUAAUCAUUUGCAAAAAAAAAAAAUAAUGCAACUUAAAGACGUUGAAGAAAAAACGAGAGAAUCCUUACAAAACAUAUAUAAAGAAGUGAAUAGAAAUUAUUUAGGAAGUUUUCAUAACAUAGCCUAUUAA
Molecule: messenger RNA, 864 nt
Organism: Plasmodium malariae
Lineage: Eukaryota; Apicomplexa; Aconoidasida; Haemosporida; Plasmodiidae
Source: the annotation of a RefSeq genome assembly